UGGACCUUAUAUCGAAAAGAAUAAUGUCUGACGAACCACUAAUACCUGAAUACAAAUACAUUUUUCAGAAAGAUGUAUUAAGAGGUAAAGUGGCGUUUAUUACUGGAGGUGGAACUGGAAUAGGAUUCACGAUCGCAGAAGUGUUGAUGAGACAUGGAUGUGACACAGUCAUAGCUAGCCGCAGACUGGAUGUUGUGAAAAGUUCAGCUGAGAAACUGUCAAAGGGCACAGGUCAAAAAUGUCUGCCACUACAAAUGGAUGUUAGAAAGCCAGAGACUAUAACAAAAGCUAUUGAUGAAGCUCUGGGUCAAUUCAAACAUAUUGACAUCCUUGUCAACAAUGCAGCAGGAAACUUUCUAUGUCCAGCUGAGAACCUUUCUUUUAAUGCCUUCAAAACAGUUAUGGAGAUUGAUGCUCAUGGAACCUUUAAUGUCUCCAAAGCUGUGUUUGACAAGUACAUGAAGAGUAAUGGUGGAGUUAUUAUCAAUAUUACGGCAACACUUAGUUUUCGUGGACGGAUUUUACAAACACAUGCAGGAUCAGCCAAAGCUGCCAUUGAGGCUAUGACUAAACAUUUGGCAGUAGAGUGGGGACCCAAUGGAGUAAGAAUGAUGUGUGUUGCACCUGGCCCCAUAGCGGACACGGAAGGAAUGAAGAGACUGGGAGGAGAAAGAAUCACUGAUGCCUUUGUAAAGUCAAUACCAGUCCAAAGACUUGGGAAACGAGAAGACAUUGGUAAUACUGUGUUGUACGUAGUAAGCCCUGCCGCAGAGCUAUUGACGGGGACGACAGUGAUCGCAGAUGGGGGAGCAUGGCUCACAAGUGAAAACAAUUACUGGGCUCUGAAAAACAGCCCUGUCUUCAAAAAGAUAUCUAAAAUGUAACAGUGACAGCUGAUAAGUGUGUAAGUGUCUGUGAUAGAAAUGAAGACAAUGCAUUUUGUACACAGGGAACAUAACUAUAUGAUUGUAUAGUCAGAACUAAUCUUAAUUAUCCAUGAUUGUUAUGUUAUUGUUUAUUUAUAUCUCUUUAGUUAUCUCACAUUCUACUAUGGUUAUUGCAAAGAUCAAAGAUAUGCUGCGGCUAUUAUUCUCCAAUAAAUCACAAACGUC
Messenger RNA from Saccostrea echinata, 1112 nucleotides. Its product is annotated as peroxisomal 2,4-dienoyl-CoA reductase [(3E)-enoyl-CoA-producing]-like. Gene Ontology annotation, molecular function: 2,4-dienoyl-CoA reductase (NADPH) activity. The transcript has 8 exons. The coding region runs from base 24 to 884 and encodes 286 amino acids. Gene Ontology annotation, biological process: fatty acid catabolic process. NCBI's taxonomy places the organism in Eukaryota, Metazoa, Mollusca, Bivalvia, Ostreida, Ostreidae. The record is from RefSeq and is a predicted model, not a curated record.